AUGCUCGCCAGGCGUGCUCGGCCACCACGCUGCGCGACCCAAAAAUACCACUACUCGAUUGAGCAUCCCCCGCGGCCUCCAUGGCUAGACCAGCCGCCGGAGACGAAGCCAAGUCCAAAAAAGUUCUCAACACCAAGAACUUCAGAGCCAUCAGCAUCACGACCACAACCACCACCACAAUCAUCACGACCACCACCAUCACGCCGUUUACGGCCACCACGGACCCAACAACCACAAACCACUCUUUACGAACAAUUAUUCCCCUCUCAACAACCUCCCACAGCCCCAAGACCACCACGGCGACGGCCUCACGCACUCAUUCCCCCAGAACUCAGCAACACCACCACCAACGAAAAUGGACCCCCAACCCUCCCAACCACCGCGUCCAUCAGUCCCUCCCCCGAUCCCUGGACGCAUGAACCACUACCCUGGACGGCACCACCAAACCUCCUCGACCCCCCCAUAACGGAACGCGCCGUCGUGAUCCUGACCUCCGCCUCCCGCUCCCUCAGCGAAUCCGACCUCUACCGCUGGGCCGCCCAAGGCCAGCACAUGGCCGGCUGGGCCGGCGGCAUCUCCCGCACGCUGCAGGCCAUCUCCUUCAACACCCGUGCCCUACGCGGCCAGUACUUUGUGUUUUUCGACACGUGGGAUGCUGCGCGGGGGUAUGCGGCGCGGUUGAGGGAGGUUUAUGAGGCUACGCUGUUGGCAGAGAAGGAGCAUGGUCUUGGUGGUGUAAGGAGGCAGGAAGUUGGACAGGGGGCAAACACAGCGAGACAUCCGCCGCUGGAACUGCGCGCUCCGCCGAGGGUGCUGUCAACAUCGCGGCUGUGGACGCUGGUAGAGGAGGUGUUUGAGUUGGAGAACCCAGAUCCGAGGUUCUCACUCCGACGGCGGUUUCCUCAUCACGACAGCGACGCAGCAGCGAACCCCGUCUCCCUGGCCGCCUUCAAGCGGAUGCACCCACGUCGGGUGUACAGCCUCCAUGGCGAGCCCAGCGCGGUGCCGGUGUAUCUGGUCAACUCCAUCUUUUAUGCCUGUCGCGUGCUCAGCAAGAAGCUGCCGGGUCUGCGGGCACCUCUCCAACGCCAGGACAACAACACCAACAACAACACCAACAACAACACCAACAACAACGCCCUCAACCUCACUGCCCUUCCAACUCCACUUAACCCUUUCAUCCAUAACCCUAACCGUCCCACUCCCCACAUUUCUACGACUACGACUACGGCUACGGCUACGGCUACGACUACUACAAACCCCCCCACCAACACCAGCACCGCCCGCGUCGGCCUUCGCCUAAUAGGCAGCAAAAUGACCCUCGCCGGGAUGAACGCCGCGCUGGCCGCCGACGGCGUCGCCCGCAACCUGCCCUGGAGGUUGGCCAGUACCAAGCGGGUUGUACAUGUAGGUAGGUCGGGGUCAGACCACCAUCAGGGAUCGGUCGUGGAUGUGAACGGGAAUGUGAACAGUCAUCAUCAUCAUCAUCAUCAUCAUCAUCAGGAGGGUGGUCAUGAUUUGGGGGAUGAGGACAGCAAUAAUAAUGGUGGGGAUGUUGAUGGGAGUGAUGGGGAUGUUGAUGGAGAGAUGCGGUAUUCGGCUGUGUAUCCGCUACAGGCGGGGAGUGGGUGGGUUAGGUUUGGGAAGGGGGAGGGAGAAGGGAAGGAGGAGGGAGAAGGGAAGGAGGAUUGGAAUGAGAAGGAGGUGGUGGAUGAGAUGGAAAGGCCUAUCCGCCGCCGGGAAGUGGGAUACACGCAGUUUGUGGUCACGCUGGCGGAUGUCGCGGAGGGCCGGCGGUUCGCGCGGGCGUGGCACCGGCGGGAGCUGGGGGACGCGAGGACGGGGAGGAUGAUGACUGUUGAUGCGGCUAUGCUGUGGUAG
Molecule: messenger RNA, 1881 nt
Organism: Dichotomopilus funicola
Lineage: Eukaryota; Fungi; Ascomycota; Sordariomycetes; Sordariales; Chaetomiaceae
Exons: 1
Coding region: 1-1881 (626 amino acids)
Source: RefSeq, a predicted model, not a curated record